This is a messenger RNA of Nicotiana tabacum (common tobacco), 554 nucleotides long. Lineage: Eukaryota; Viridiplantae; Streptophyta; Magnoliopsida; Solanales; Solanaceae. The record is from RefSeq and is a predicted model, not a curated record.
AUAUGAUUGGAUAUUUGGGUAAAUACAGGUGGAAAGAAGACACUGAAAGUAUCAAAGCCUAAACGGCAGGACACGCUGGAGAGUACGUGGAAGACAAUAACAGAAGGGCGAGCAAUGCCGUUGACGAGGCACUUGAGGAAAUCUGACACGUGGGAGACACACGGUGGUCGCAACAACCCGGCUCUAACCCCACCACAGCAGAAGAUGAAGAAAUCCGAGACUUUCAAUGACCAUAACACCCCCAACUCGCCGCUGCUGACUCCGUCACCUGGUUCGGGCAAACUUAAGAAAGAGCCGUCGCUGAGUCAGGACGAGCUCAACAGGCGAGUUGAAGCUUUCAUUAAGAAGUUUAAUGAGGAUAUGAGGUUGCAGAGGCAGCAGUCGUUGCAACAGUACACAGAGAUGAUCAAUCGAGGUGCUCAUUAGCUAUUUCAGAUGCUGUUUUUUUGCACAUAAACGGAGAGAAACUCUCUCUUUCCCCAUGUUUAAUGGCAAUAGCGAAAAGUAAUCUUUUAUUUCAUUUGGACAUUAUGGAAUUUGAUGGCUUUGACAUA